AUCGCAGAUUUUUGAUAUUGCAAGUUGAGCAUCACUAAAACCAAGUUUUUGAACCACUUAAUUACAUUUAUUUAACCAGGCUGAUUAAGGGUAUAAGUCCUGUGAUGUUUGGAUGAAUCUGAACAGUUAGGGUAUCUAAAAUGUGUUUAUAGUCCAUAUAUCCCUAACAAUAAUAUGAAGUACUUGCGAAUAUACACAAUGCACUCAACACUAUAGAAGCUGUUUUAAACUGUGCAAUAAAUAUACUUAAUUUUCAAGAAAAGCAGGGUCAGUAGGCUUUCUGCAUUUUCCCAAAUCCCUUGAGACUAGUGGGCGUGGAACAGCACAGGUGAGAAGUGGAGAAAAUCUCACAAACAGGAAGCAGGGAAAAGUAGGUCGACUUUUUCAGUCUUUUUGAAAAGGCACGACCUCAUUGUUUACAGAGUCCAAAGGCAGAGGAAAAUGCCAGAGAAGGGAAGACACCACCAGAGGAAUGAUGCCUAUUCAGAUUACCAGGACAGAGACAGGGACAGGGACAGGGACAGGGACAGGGACAGGGACCAUCCUCGCAAUAAUGAAGACUACCACUCUUCAUAUAACAGCAGCGGUCACAAUCAAAAUCCAAGAGCAGCAGAAGAGAGAGGCUCUGCUGGUGACAGGAGGGCCAAACAAAACAGACAGAGGGAUAUGGCAAGUGCCUCACACAAGGAGCCACCUGUUUACAGAGACCAUGACCAUGAAGGACCCUCAAGACUGUCCAGAGAGACGUCUUUUUAUCAUUCUGAAGGAGAGUAUUAUAAGCAACACCACAAACCAGCUCUUUACAACCUACGAUAUAUUUUAACAUCCAGAGGUCUCUGCCAGCUUAUGGAGCUGUUUUUGAAUCUCCUUCUUGUCAUCUGUGCUGGAGUGCCGUACAGCAACAACGGGGGUUACAGAGACCUGGCCAGCCUGGGUGGAGUCUACUAUUAUCACUUUGGUGGAGCCAAUGCCUUCACUGGAGCCGACGCAGACCGGGUGAAGGAGCUGGAUCGGCUGUUCCAUCAGCUCAAACGCCCUCCAUACGUGUUCACCAUGGCCUGUGGAGGGCUUUUGAUGGUUUACGCUUGUGUCAUGCUUGCCCUGGGAGUUUUCAGAGUGCCCUACCGUUGGCCCCCCGUGCUGCUGGGAGAGGCUCUGAUUAACUUCCUGAUUGGCCUAGGCUAUAUCCCCGCGCUGGCCUUCUACUUUAUUAAGCUGCAGGAAACCUACGACAGUCCAAUCUGUAAGGAGAGAGAGCAGAUGUACAAGAGCAAAGGGCACAAGGGCUUUGAGUGUCAGUACCACGGUGCAGAUAUCGCAGGAGGUCUGUUUGGGGUGGUAGGGGUGGCUGUGUUCAUCUUUGGGGCGGUGUUAGCUGUGAAAGCUUUCAGGUCAGUGCGUGAGCUAAAGAAGCAAAGGAUAAACGAGGACAAUAACCUUUGACACAGAUUAUCUCUACCAUAUAUUUGAACAAAGGUCAGAUUGAGCAAAAAUCCCGGUGAUAAGAAGACUUUGAAGUUAUUCUCUUAUCACAUGAGGUGUGUUCCUUGUUGAAUUUAUUUUAAAAGUGAUAUUUUUGUAUCUUUUUCUAAUCUCUGAAGACAUUUUUAAUACGAUUUUAUAUAUUGUUUUAUUUUAAUCAACACCACUUCUCAGUUUACACUUUGUUACAUUUUUCUACACAUGUGAAACUACAAUAAACCUCUCAAAUGAUAAAUAUAA
This is a messenger RNA of Notolabrus celidotus (New Zealand spotty), 1722 nucleotides long. It is a transcript of the gene marveld3, whose product is annotated as MARVEL domain containing 3. The record is from RefSeq and is a predicted model, not a curated record. Bases 442 to 1443 code for a protein of 333 amino acids. The transcript has 4 exons. NCBI's taxonomy places the organism in Eukaryota, Metazoa, Chordata, Actinopteri, Labriformes, Labridae. Gene Ontology annotation, cellular component: membrane.